This is a messenger RNA of Pelobates cultripes (western spadefoot toad), 565 nucleotides long. The record is from the annotation of a GenBank genome assembly. NCBI's taxonomy places the organism in Eukaryota, Metazoa, Chordata, Amphibia, Anura, Pelobatidae.
AUGUCCAACACCCAAUCCCCAAGCAAAAUAAAGCUGUACCCCGGCCUGGGAACCGACCCUCUGCACACCCCCAGCAGCAGCAGUCGACAUAGGUGGCCGUUGACCCCUUCCGCAGAAAACAAGAGUGUUCAAAGUCCCCAGUUUCUCUUGGUCUGGUGUAACAUACCCAUUACCCUGUCCCCCACCCCGCCUCACUUGCACAAUCCGAUAUCAAAGGCGGCAAAACAUGUGCCUGAACUGGAUCCACUAGGGAUCCCCCACCCACCCAUACCCCACCCAGGACAAAGACCCCCAAAGGCCACCCCUUGACAAUACCUCCAUUGCUACUCUGCUUCCCAGCUCGCGAUGCCCUUGCCGGUCUACAGUCGACCUCGACUCUGCCCUGUCACCAUCCACACCGGUCACCCACUCUCUGGGCAAUCUCGGAAGCGUGAAGGCCAGCAUCAGUUGUGGGAUCCUCAGUGUCAAGAACCCUCCAGAAUGCAGCAAUGUCUCCGCCAGGCUUCAGCACCACCGUCCUCGAUCCUCGGAAGGCAAGCAACUUGAACUGGUGCCCCCAGGCUAA